CUAAUGGUUUUGAAUGUUUCUUUUUCCUUUUUCUUUUUGUUAAUAUCAAACGUCAAAUUUGACAAUGGCGCUAAAAUCAUAUAGAAAAUGAGGGGAGUAAUGUUAUCGUUUCUCAGUAGACAGAUUAAAAAUGGCCGAACGGAAUUUGUAAUGGUUGAUGCCUGUGAAGUAACAGUCAAUUUUAAAUGAUCGUGAAAUAAAUAAUACAUCUUUUAGACAAUUUCUUUUAAUAAAUAAUACGAAUUUAUUACUAGUUUAUUAUUUUUAAUGACUGUUCUGUGAAAACGAAUCCUUACCAAAGAAAUAAAAAGAUUAAUGGGGAAUGAAAAAAGUGCCCCUAGCGGGCUGGAAAUUGACGAGAAAUCUGUGGAAAUAACAGAUUUUUGGAUACAUUAUACGGCCCAUAUAAAUGAUUAUAAUGCUGAAAAAGUCUCUGUAUUUAUCAGUGAACCAUCAUUACAUUAUAAUGCAAAUUUUGGAAAUCCUUCUCCUUUAGAGAAAGCAGCAAAGAACCUGAUGUUAUAUAGGCAUCCUUGUAUAUUAAAAUAUAUUUCUUCAUGGUUUAAAGGCAGUAAAUUUUUCCUAACUACCGAACAAGUUAGACCAUUAAUUCAAUCGAUAGAAACACAGAAUACAUUGCAAAUAUGUAUGGGUUUAUAUAGCAUUCUACGUGCAUUGGUUUUUCUUCAUGAAAAAGCAUUUAUAUCGCACAAUAAUAUUUGUGGAAGUUCUAUUUAUGUUACACCAGAAGGAUGUUGGAAACUUGGUGGAUUAGAAUGUAUAUGUAAAUCUAAAGAGUUAACUUCUUCUUAUUUAAAAAAGAUAAGAAGUUACAGGUACGAAAGAGCUGUGUCUCCUAAUGAAGAUAUAACAGCUGUACCUACAAAUUUUACAGCAAUCGAUGCGUAUGCAUUUGGAGUUUUAGCAGAAGAUAUAUUAAAAUUAAAAGAUUCAGAUAUUCCAGGCCUCUUAGAAUUUAAACAAUUUUGCAAGGAAAAUUUGCAGAAUUCAGAUCCAGAGUUAAGAAGCAAGUUGUCAAAUGUACUUCUACACCCAUUUUUCACUCAUGAUUUCAUGAAAAUAUAUGCAUUUCUAGAAGAAUUACCCUUACAGAAUAAUCAGGAAAAAGAAAUGUUUUUUGGAACACUAAUAACGCAACUGAGAACAUUUCCUGAAAAUAUUGUUGCAGAACAGUUAGGACGAUUAUUACUUUCAAGAAUAGUUUUAUUAGAUUCAACAGCACAAGAGAAACUUCUACCUUUUAUUUUAAAACCAAGGGAUCGAAAAGACGGUACAGAUAAUAAUUUAUUUACAAUUUCAACAUUUAAAGUCCAUUUGGUGCCUAAAUUGUUACAGAUGUUUUGUAUAAGAGAUUUAUCAAUUCGUUUAGUACUUUUAUCUCAUUUCAAUUCGUUUGUGCAUGCAUUUCAAGUAGAUGAAUUAAAAUCUCAAGUACUUCCUGAAUUACUUGUUGGGAUCAAAGAUACCAAUGAUCAAUUGGUGUCUGCAACAUUAAAAGCACUGGCUUAUAUAGUUCCAAUUCUUGGUGCAGCCACUGUAAUUGGUGGAAAGAGAGGAAAACUGUUUACCGAUGGUCGACCAAAUAAACUGAAAGAAAAAGUAAAGGAUAAGGAUAAGAGUAAUAUAGAUACAAAUGAAUUUACGAAUUCGAUUAAUACAAUAGAGAAAACAGUUAAUUUACCUGAAAGACCUUCGCCAGAUGGAGGAGAGGAUAAAAAAGAGAUUGUUUCAUCAAUUAUAGAAGAAGAGUAUACGUGGUCUGACUGGGACGUACAAGAGAGUACCGCCGGAGACACGCAUCCUCGUAUUUCACUAUCAUCCUCCGAAACAAUCUGUCAGUCUAAUGAUGUUUUAAUUUUAAAUUCAACACCGGAAAUUGAAGAUACAGUACUAAAUACAAAUGUAACAAAAACAAUAGAUUCAAAAGCUAUAAAGAAGUUAGGUAUUUUAUCUGAUAUUUCAGAACUUGAUAUCAAGAAUUCGAAAUUAUCAAAUUGUUCCAAGGAUGAGUACGAUUAUUUUACAGAUAUGGAACCUAUAAUAAAGAAAACGCAAUUUUUGCAUGUACAGCAACCAUCGAAAAGUGUGUUUGACAUGAAAGCGUUAAAUGAGGUCGAAACUAUGGAAGAGAAUAAUGGUUGGGAUGAAGAUUUGAGUGAUUGGGGAACAGAAGUUGGCGAAGAGAUCAAAAGUUGAAAAAUGUACUAUGUAUAUUUUGCAUCUAUAUAUUUAAAGGAUAAAGUGUUUAAUUUUGUUUAAAUAAAAUAAAGAAAAUACCUUUUCUUUA
Messenger RNA from Osmia bicornis bicornis, 2308 nucleotides. RefSeq names its product protein-associating with the carboxyl-terminal domain of ezrin. Lineage: Eukaryota; Metazoa; Arthropoda; Insecta; Hymenoptera; Megachilidae. The transcript is spliced from 5 exons. Gene Ontology annotation, molecular function: ATP binding; protein kinase activity. The coding region runs from base 316 to 2217 and encodes 633 amino acids. Gene Ontology annotation, biological process: protein phosphorylation. The record is from RefSeq and is a predicted model, not a curated record.